Molecule: messenger RNA, 4028 nt
Organism: Columba livia (rock pigeon)
Lineage: Eukaryota; Metazoa; Chordata; Aves; Columbiformes; Columbidae
Gene: NRAS
Product: NRAS proto-oncogene, GTPase
Exons: 5
Coding region: 87-656 (189 amino acids)
Biological process (GO): Ras protein signal transduction
Cellular component (GO): plasma membrane
Molecular function (GO): GTP binding; GTPase activity; GDP binding
Source: RefSeq, a predicted model, not a curated record
GAAGCGGCGGCGCGUGGUGGCGUCACGGCGGAAGCCGGAAGCGCGGGCAGGGUGUUCCGCGUUGGGCGGGCGGGCCCGGGGCGGCCAUGACCGAGUACAAGCUGGUGGUGGUCGGAGCCGGCGGCGUCGGGAAGAGCGCGCUCACCAUCCAGCUCAUCCAGAACCACUUCGUGGACGAGUACGACCCCACCAUCGAGGACUCGUACAGGAAGCAGGUUGUGAUCGAUGGGGAGACGUGUCUGCUGGACAUCCUGGACACGGCGGGGCAGGAGGAGUACAGCGCCAUGCGCGACCAGUACAUGAGGACCGGCGAGGGAUUCCUCUGCGUCUUCGCCAUUAACAACAGCAAAUCGUUCGCCGAUAUCAACCUUUACAGAGAACAGAUCAAGAGAGUGAAAGAUUCAGAUGACGUGCCCAUGGUGCUGGUUGGGAAUAAGUGUGAUUUGCCCACGAGAACAGUAGACACAAAACAGGCUCAAGAAUUAGCAAAAAGCUACGGAAUCCCCUUCAUAGAGACGUCUGCUAAAACCAGACAGGGCGUGGAAGAUGCUUUUUACACACUGGUGAGAGAGAUUCGGCAGUACCGGAUGAAAAAGCUCAACAGCAACGAAGACGGGAAUCAAGGCUGCAUGGGGCUGUCUUGCGUUGUGAUGUGAUGAGAUGCCAGGAACGCGCGGUUCAGAUGUAGCUGCUGGACGAGUCUCGGUGCUGCCGUGCUGCGUCUCGCGCUGAUGCCCGGCAGCGCUCUGGUGCCAGCGACCAGAAUCUUGGUACCAGUUCAUUAGCACAAGGUCGUUUGCUGUGCUCCAUCUGAAGAGAACAUCUAUGGCAUCUACCUCCUUGCUCAGCUAACGGAGCAGCCGCGUCUGUGACGUACUGGGAUUCUUCUCUCACUGUGUUACCUGGGUUUGCUCAAGGAGAAAACCAGUCGCAAGAAAAGUGAACUAUAGAGACUAAACGCUGUGAAAAAGAUGACACUUGACCUCUAGAGUAAAAGCUAGAAGUGCUGUUUGUCCCCUUCCUGUUGGAUUCUGGUUUGCGGUGCUGGCGGAGGAGUGACACUAACCGUUGCUUGGCAGGUAACAUCACAGAUGGUUUUGCCACCACGAACGCUCCUGUCGCGUGGCAGAUCGGUCUCUGCUCCCUGUGCGCUCGCACAGAAUAUUUACAACAUCUCCUUUGUGCCAGGAGCUCCGCUUAACUGAUCCUUUUCUGUAAUAAAACAGAGAUAUCCUUCCUAACUUAAGUGCCUGUUUGCUGAGAAGAUCGGAAGUUGCCCUCUGUUCCCUGUGGUGAGGAAACCCCAGGACUGGAAUUUCUCGGGAGCUCGUGGUCGUGUGUGGGGGAUCCCUCUGCCCAGGGGGACGCGGACCCAGGGCUCUGGGGGCUGGAAGGUCCAGCAGGCGCUCGGAAGACUCUUCACCGAGGGAGGGGACGUACGGCCUCUGCUUUUCACUUUCUUUGUAGGUGGAACUGUUUAUAUUCUAUAUUGUUUUUCUGCAGCAUUCAGAUCUCUUUGGGAUUGGACCAAAUUAGUCAGCUGUUCAUUUUUAACAUUAACUGCCAACAUUUCCAGGCAGCUUCUUGCUAGUUAAUCUAAUAACUGGAGGUUAGUUAGUUGGGACAGCCGUUACUCAGCUCUGCCUGUAACUUGCAGAUUAUUUCAUUCUGAGUUAUUUUUUUACCACCAGUCUUUUUAAACCAUCUCUCUGUAGAAUGUGCUUGAAGUCUCCUUGUCGGGGGGAGUGUGGGCUUCUGGGUUCGCUGUAUUCGGUGUGGUGGUUGUCACGGACUUGGCGUGUCCAGCCCGAGGGGCGAAGGCGACGAGCUGGAACAGAAAACUGUUCUGAUUGCGGCAUCCUUGCAAAACGAGGGAGGGAGCGAGCGCUGCGAUGACUGUGCAGGUGUUUGUGCUGAUGGGAAUUCUGGGCUUGUUCUAACAGCCCCAAAGCACGAGAGAACUAUUGCACAAGCUGCGCAAGUCCUUCCUAGAACAAAGCGUUGUCACCUCGUAUCAUUGGGAUGUAAAAGCGCGGUCGCUGUUGCAAAACCUCCCAGUGUUCCUUGGAAUGCCGAACCCUUCCCUGGUGCUGCUGCUCCUGGUUCUGCUCUGUGUGCUCGGCCUCUGUCCCGCAGCAAAACCCGGUUCCUGGUUCCCGUUGGGUGGAAGAGGAACGAGCGAGUUCAGUCGCCACCCGCCAGCACCGGCAGAGAAAUGGCAAUUCGGUUUGAUGGCGUCGGGUUCACACGUCUUCAUUUGGAGCGCUCCAUCUCAAAUAGAAAUUAGAAAUCGGUGAAUACCGAGAGAAGAAAUUGUUCCUUGUAAUGUUUCAUCUUAAUUCUCUUCUUAGUAUGAAGAGGAAUCAACCUGCAUCACAUUUUCUUUAUCCCCGAUAAUCCUUCUAAGUACUUUUUGCAGUUUAUUUUACCCUUGACUGAUGUGACACUGGUAAAAAUGAAAAAUACAAUAUUUUUACAUAAAACAUGGUAUUCCAGCAACAAACACAGUGGUGGGGCAGCGUUUGGAGAGCACUCGAGAACGUUUGAAGAUGAUCUGACAGUUACCAUCAGUGCGAGCGUCGCGUCUGGAAUCAGCGAACGGCGUUUUAUUGGUGCAAGAAGAGAAGUUAUUUGUGACCGCGUUCUGUGGCACGAGGUGACUCUGCUUCUAAGGACGAGUGACGCUGCUGUCCGCUUAGUAAAACUACAGGUGGAAAACAGCUGUUGGGACACGGGUCUGGUCACACGGGCUCAGCGUUUGGGAAAAACAAUAAUGUGGAGUUUGUAACGUUGUGUGAACGGUGAGACCUCGUCCUCCGGGAUUGCCGAGUUGGGAGCAGAUGGCCCGUGGCCACGGGAAGCCUGUGCCGUUCCAUGUUUGAAGGCCGUGUGGUCAGGUAUGGAAGAUUAUUUUGGGUGGAGGUUCAUCAUCAUAAUUCUCUACGGUGCACGGCGUGCUCUGGUUGUUAAAACAUGUCGGCUGUAACUCCAAGAGCUGUGAGUUCUCAGCAUUGUGUGGGCGCUGGAAAAUGCACCUGCUCUUCAGUGUUCCCUUUCGGAAUACGUAAAUCCUUGGUAACUCAGAGGAGGCUGCAUCAGUUCUGAGGAUUCUGCAGAGCCGACCUACCCCAGUGGUGCUCCCAUCUGCGUUAUUUUAGGUGUGAUACAAAAUCAGGGUGUUGUGUUAGUCAUGGGCAUGAAGUAAGUGGUUGUACUUUGUUUCCACUCUCUGUAUAGUUAUAUCUAAAUAAGAGAACCCUGAUUUUGGUGGUGGCUGAGAGUGGAGGGACAAAACCCCAGGAACUUUUGGGAGAAUCAUUCAGAAUAUAAGCACAGAAGUUUUUGCACAAGACAGGUCCCUGGAAAAGGUGGUUUUGUAGAUUUAACCCGAAUGUUGUUAUUUAGAACUAACAGGACGACGCAGUGUUAGUGUCAAGCUGACUUUACUAUCCCAACUGGGAGGAUCGAGCAUAAGCAACAUGGAGGUAAGAUAUUUAAAAAGAUAACGCUCUUGUUCACAAAUUACAGGUGCCAAUAACUGAAACGUUUGUGUUAUUACCAAGAACAGCUGGUUAGGGAUCGUAUAACCCUGUGGCUCGUUGCGGUUGUUGUCCCCACUCCACGAUCUUGUUCAAACAACAGCGCUCAGGUUUUGUUCUCGUUGUCAUCAGUCAGAGUUUGGACGGUACCCACGACACUGAAACCAUCGUCACUUUUCAAGCAGUUUAAUGACUUAGAAUUGAAUAUCCAGCAGCUUCAGGCCUACGGGGGGACGGAGAUUUGUGGAAGUCUGAAUUACGUUCUCAGCCCAUACGUGGUCCUGCUUUACUCCCCAAGCUUUCCUGUUUGUCUGUAACCUCCAGGGUGGUAGGAACUGUUGGGAUCCGGACAUUUUAUCCAAGGGCUAAUUUGUUGUUACUUUGUAUAAUUAUUUGCUUUCAAUAACGCAUCUCUCUUGGUUUGAAUUGAAGUAAAUUAUUCUGCUUCUUAAAUAACUUUUUUAAAGAAUAAACUCUGAAUUCUUUGGU